Serinus canaria (Common canary) is the source of this 1830-nucleotide messenger RNA. Its product is annotated as C-C motif chemokine 4-like. Gene Ontology annotation, molecular function: chemokine activity; CCR chemokine receptor binding. Gene Ontology annotation, cellular component: extracellular region. Gene Ontology annotation, biological process: inflammatory response; positive regulation of ERK1 and ERK2 cascade; neutrophil chemotaxis. Lineage: Eukaryota; Metazoa; Chordata; Aves; Passeriformes; Fringillidae. Bases 1136 to 1408 code for a protein of 90 amino acids. The record is from RefSeq and is a predicted model, not a curated record. The transcript is spliced from 3 exons.
UAUAUGGCAGUGCUGACCAGCUUUUUGGCACAAUGCAGUUUGCCACAAAAGGACCCAGGGCUCCUAGUGGACACCAGACUGGACAUGAGCAGCAAAAUUCCCUUGCCACCAAAAUUCCAUCAGGAUCCUAGGCUGGCAUGAGGAGGAACACUGACAGCAGGUUGAAGGAAGGGACCCUUCCCCUCUACUCAACAUGGGUGAGGCUGUUCCUCAAGUCCUGAGCUCCCCAGGAUUAGAGAUGUGUGGACAUACUGAGACAAUCCAGCAAAGGGCCACAGAGAUGAUGAAGAGAGAGUGGUAUUUGUCCAGGGAGGAGAUGCUGGUACAGUUCAGGAUGGAGAGGGCUCAGAGGAUUCUGUCCAAUGUAUGUGGAGCAAAGUAAAUGCAGCCCAACUCUCAGUGGUGGCCACUAACAGGACAAGAGGCAACAAGAAAUUCUAUUUAAACACCAGAUAAAACUUUAUUGCACUCUGAAACAGGCUGUCCAGAGAGGUUAUGGAGUCUCGCAGCCCACUGGAUGUGGUCCUGGGCAGCAUCUCCAGGGACUGGGCUGGAUGGAUUCCAGCCUCAGCUCCUCACCAGCCCUGUGGGUGUGGGGAGGGCAGGCUGAGUGCUUUGUGGGGCACAGAGCCCUCAGUGCAGCUACCCCUGAGCUCUGGGGCAGCAGCUCAGCAGUCUCUGGCAAACAUCCAGCACACAACGGCAUGAGAGCACUUCUGUGCUGCCUGUUGGGGUUUUUUCCAGAACUGCAUAAUCCUAUGCAAACAUUGUCUUUCCCUACACAGACUCAUAGGGAAACCCCCCUCCAGUGGGACCAUUCUCCUUUUUGUGGCCAGGCCACUGGGCACAUUUUAGUUUCCUUUUGAUUAGAAUAAAGCAAAAAUGAGUGCUGAGUCACUUGGCAUUGGGAGGGACCAUAUUCCAUUCUACCUCACUUUUUUCUGUUCCCUCUAAUUCCCUACAGCUAUUUCACUUUCAUGUCAUCCUUUAUCAUCAUCCUGGAAUUUCCAUUUCGGCUGCUCCCAGCUGCCUCCAGGACUCCCUUUUAAAAGAGGGCUGAAUCCAGCUGUUGCACACUGAGCUGCAUCUUCCAGAGCUUCUGCUCCUGGUCUGACAGCCCUCACCCAACGGAAAGAUGAAGGUCUCUGCAGCUGGGUUUGCUCUUGUCCUCAUUUCAGCCUCCUUCUCCCAAACUUUCUCUGGACCAGCUGGCCUCGACAUCCCAAUCUGCUGUUUCACAUACAGCCAGCACAAGCUCCCACGGAAGCUCAUCCAGCGUCAUUACAGCACCAGCAGCAGCUGCUCCCAGCCGGCCAUCGUGUUUGUCACAAAGGAAGGCCGCCAGGUCUGUGCCAAUCCUGAAAACACCUGGGUCCAAAGCUACCUGAAAAUUUUGGAGCAGAACUGAGACAAGCAGUGUGGCAAGAGUAGCUGCUGUCAUGGACAAGUCACGUUAUCCUGAGCUCCAGCUGUGGAGGAGGACCCUGGGACAAUAGGAGCCACAGGAGCAUCUGCAAAUGUCCCCAAGGGACUGCUGGAAGGGCACCUUGUGUUUGGGGCUGCUGCUCAUCCUUGGCUUGUACAGACCAGGCUUCAGCCUCAUCCCUCUGCCCCAGCCCCAGGCCCACGGGACUGCACCUUGUCUGUUGUAUUAUUUCAAGUUAUUUAAGAAUUCAUCAUAUGGGGCAGUCAAUCUUUUUUUUUCUGUGGAUGAUGAUAUUAUUUAUAGGGGGGUGACAGAGAGGAUAUUUCUAGGAGGGGGACCCAGUGCUGAAUGAUGGGAAACCCUGCUUUAUACAUGUCAACUCGUGAUUCUGGAGAAUAAAGAAU